This is a messenger RNA of Argentina anserina (silverweed cinquefoil), 1195 nucleotides long. RefSeq names its product plasmodesmata-located protein 1-like. Gene Ontology annotation, cellular component: plasmodesma. Lineage: Eukaryota; Viridiplantae; Streptophyta; Magnoliopsida; Rosales; Rosaceae. The record is from RefSeq and is a predicted model, not a curated record. The transcript has 2 exons. The coding region runs from base 237 to 1139 and encodes 300 amino acids. Gene Ontology annotation, biological process: plasmodesmata-mediated intercellular transport; transport of virus in multicellular host.
AGCACAAAUUGGGAAUUUAAGUUGUUACUAUCAUGGAGAGAUUAGUAAAAGUAAAACCAACGAACUCUUUCUGUGUCAGCAAUCCAACUCUGUUACUCUUUGCAUCCAUUUAAUGCUUUUUCCCUUCUUAUUAAAUCACACUCAUUUUGUGCAUAUCCUACCUCUACAAAACCCCUUCCCUUUGCCCCUGCUCUGUUUUACUCUUUGCUUCUCACCAAAGAAUUUCAAUUCCCAACAUGGAUUUCCCUACAAACCAAGCCCUUUCCUUUUGCUCUACUUUGCUCUUCUUCAUAUCCUUUGCCUCCUUCUCCUCCGUAACAACAGCUGUGGACUACACAUCCUUGGUUUACAAGGGAUGUGCUAAUCAAAAGUUCCAAGACUCAACUGGGGCUUACACCCAGAACCUCAAAACUCUAUUCAGCUCUCUAGUCUCUUCAGCCCAGCAGCAAAAGACCUUCUUCACCACCACCUCUGGUGACUCCCCAAAUGCAAUCAUGGGUCUCUACCAGUGCAGAGGAGACCUCUCCCCAGCUGAUUGCUCCACCUGUGUCUCAAAACUUCCAUCUUUAACCCAAAAGCUCUGUGGAGAAGCCAUAGCAGCUAGAGUCCACCUCAGUGGGUGCUACUUGCGCUAUGAAAUCUCUGGGUUGAAGCAGGUUUCAGGGACACAGCUGCUCUACAAGAUAUGUAAGUCGAGCAAGGCUGGUGGGUCUGGUGAGUUUGAAGAGAAAAGAGACUCUGCUUUUGAGAAAUUGGAGAGUGGGAUCAAGAGCACUACUUUCUACACUGGGAGUUAUGAGUCUGUUUAUGUUUUGGGCCAGUGUGAGGGUGAUUUGAGCAACAGUGACUGUGGGGAUUGUAUCAAAAGUGCUUCUGAAAAAGCUAAUACAGAGUGCGGUGAUUCAGCUUCUGGGCAGAUUUACCAGCACAAGUGCUAUAUUAACUACAGCUACUAUGCUAAUGGUGUCCCAAACUUAACCUCUUCAUCAGGGACUGUAAGGUCUAGCCAUCACACAACACAGAAGACAGUGGCCAUUGUUGUGGGAGGUGUUGCAGCUGUGGGGUUUGUAUUUGUAUGCUUGAUGUUUAUCAAGUCUCUGAUCAAGAAGCGUGGUGCCAAAUAUGGAGACUACUACUGAUUAGAAUUGUGGGUUGCUGUCAAUGAAGAUAUGAAGAUCUUUGUAUAGGCCUACAG